CUCUCUCUCUCUUCUCCACUUUCACUCUACUGCAAAUCCAUUGAAAACGGGUGAUUGAACACGACCUCCAUUGAAAUUCCUAGAAAAAACCCUCUUCGUUCUUUCGAAAAUCAAAGUCAAACAACAAUGGGAGUGGGAGGGCACUUCUGGGAUUUGCUCAAACCCUAUUCUCGAACCGAAGGCUUCGAUUUCCUCCGCAACAAACGUGUCGCUGUCGAUCUUUCCUUUUGGAUUGUUCAGCAUGAAACCGCAAUCAGAGCCUAUACUCGAAACCCCCACCUCCGACUCACCUUUUUCCGUACCAUCAAUCUCUUUUCCAAGUUUGGGGCGCUCCCAGUUUUUGUGGUUGAUGGAACGCCGUCGCCGUUGAAGUCUCAGGCUAGGAUUUUGCGGUUCUUUCGGGCAUCUGGCAUGGAUUUAUCGAAUUUGCCGGUGGCAGAGGAGGGGGUUUCGGUGGAAAGGAAUGGGGCGUUUACGAAAUGCGUUCAAGAGUGUGUGGAGCUGCUUGAACUUCUUGGGAUGCCUGUUCUAAAAGCUAAAGGAGAAGCUGAAGCACUUUGUGCCCAGUUAAACAGCGAAGGUCACGUAGAUGCUUGCAUUACAUCUGACAGCGAUGCAUUCCUCUUUGGGGCUCAUUGUGUAAUAAAACACAUCCGACCCAACUCCAAAGAACCAUUUGAAUGCUACAAUGUGUCAGAUGUUGAAUCUGGUCUUGGGUUGAAGAGAAAACACUUGAUAGCCAUCUCCCUUUUGGUUGGAAAUGAUCAUGAUUUAAAGGGAGUCCAAGGAAUUGGGAUUGAUACGGCUCUUCGUUUUGUCAAAUCUUUCAGUGAAGAUGAGAUUUUGACUAGGUUAAGUGAAAUAGGCAAAGGAGAGACAUUGCAGUUCCAGGGUGGCAUGAGAUAUAUUGGUGAUUCAUUGCUAAAUUUGGAUGAGAACUCACCAAAGAAAAAAUGUCCUCAUUGUUCCUUCUGUGGGCAUCCUGGCAGCAAGAGAGCUCAUCUCAAGUUGCCUUGUGAAUAUUGCAGUUCUAGUACCAGCGCGGGUUGCGUGCAAAAACCUAUGGGGUUCAAAUGUAAUUGCACUUCAUGUGAUUUGGAUAGGAGAGACAAGGAACAGAAGAAGAAUGAAAAUUGGCAGAUAAAAGUUUGCCAGAGAAUUGCUAUGGAGCCAAAUUUCCCAAAUGUUGAGAUUGUUGAAAUGUAUUUGAGCAACAACCAUUGUUAUUUUUCUGCAGAUGAUGGCCCUAAUUUAACCUGGGAAAGCCCGAAAACUGAAAUGCUGGUCGAUUACUUGUCUUUUCAUCAGCAAUGGGAGCCCUCUUACAUACGACAAAGAAUGCUUCUGAUGUUAUCAACCAUUUUCCUUAGAGAAAUGACCUCAAAUCCAAAAAAUGAUUUGUUAUACAAUCAAUAUGAGUUUGAUUCUAUAAAGCGCGUGAAGAUCAGAUUUGGACAUCAAUGGUUUGUAGUUAAUUGGAAGAAAGCUGCCCCUGCAACGGAAAACACUAUCUGUACAGUUCCUUCCGAGGAGUCUGAUAUUCAACUGGACUCUAGCGAACUUAAUGAAUCCACUGAUCCAUUGGAUGAUGCCCCCCAGAUUUGUCUCGAUGAUGGCUGCUGGUUUUUGUCGACUGAUGAAAAUAUGGAGCUGGUUGAGGCUGCUUUUCCCGAGAAAGUUCAUCAAUUUUUGAAAGAAAAGGAACUGACAGAAAUGAAUUCAAGAAAAAAGAAAUCUGGUUUAGAUUCCAGAGGGACAUCUCAGAAUUCCGAAUCACCGACAACGAGAGGCGUGCAGCUCAGUAUUACUGAAUUUUACCGUUCAUCUAAAGUGAGAUGCCAGGAAAAAGCCGGGGGGAAUUUAGCCGAGAAUCCAAAGAGCAGUAUCGGUUCUUCGAAAGGAAAAAGGAAAGCGGCAAGUCCAAAUCUUUCCAAGUCUGCAAGGCGUCGGCUUUUGUUCGACUAGGGCAUUUUGCGUGAUUGGAUCCUUGCGGCUUGUAAUUAAAGGUAAAGUAGAAGUUUUUGUGUAAAUUUUUAUUUUUGGCUGGCCUUGAUUGAUAAUUAGCUGUAGCUGGGAAUUUGUAAUUGAAAUAUCAGGUUUACAUUGGCAGUCUCUUGGGUCUUCCUCCAUUUGUUAAAAAAAAACAAUGGAUGUCAAGUUGCAUCACUGUUCAUCUGUUCAUCUCAAAAUAUGUUUUUUUUUUAUCUAUUAAUAAUUUUAUUGUAGUCUCAGAUAUUUUUAUUAUGUCAACUUAAUUCCUAAUUUAUCCAGUUUA
Camellia sinensis is the source of this 2275-nucleotide messenger RNA. Its product is annotated as 5'-3' exonuclease family protein. Gene Ontology annotation, biological process: pollen development. The record is from RefSeq and is a predicted model, not a curated record. Lineage: Eukaryota; Viridiplantae; Streptophyta; Magnoliopsida; Ericales; Theaceae. Gene Ontology annotation, molecular function: 5'-flap endonuclease activity.